Molecule: messenger RNA, 273 nt
Organism: Prunus armeniaca (apricot)
Lineage: Eukaryota; Viridiplantae; Streptophyta; Magnoliopsida; Rosales; Rosaceae
Source: the annotation of a GenBank genome assembly
AUGGGGAAGAGCGGGAAGCGGGAAAUGCCCUGUGGUGGCUCUCGGAUGCACGUCUACAGCCUAGGGGCGCAAAACAUUAAAAAGGAUUCAGGGGACCGUGGUCAGCCUGAUCUGCAAUCCUCGCUCCGCACGAGUCCGGGUACCAAAGAACUCGUGGGGCAACUAUCAAGCAUGCUGACUAAACCGAAGGCAACUGAUAAAAUCCGAAGGCAACCUGGAUGUCCGUGGACAUCAUCAUAUCCGAAGGCAACAUCUGCAUAUCUGGGUACCUAA